CUAUAGAAACAGGAUACUAGUUACUGGUUUUUGUUUACCUUAACAACCACAGAGUAACCGGAGAGUGAGUGAGGCUGAUUAGCUUGCUACCGUCCGUUCAAUAAACAAGCGAAAAAAUACAAUUGAUUCAGUUAUUAUUGUAAUUAUUUUGUAGAUAUAAAUUUAGUUAGUAAAUGGUGUUGGGAUGGACUCUGAAUCUUUGCAUUACUCGUUGGAUUUAGCCGCCGGUAAUGGUUUGACUCUGAGCAGCGAGCAGAGAGCCGCUCUUCAGACCUCGCUGGUUAUUCUGAAAAGAAACUACAAAUUCAGCCGGGUAUUAUUUGGGGGAAAGAUUUUGGGGAUAAAAUGCGACUAUUUUAUUGCUCAAGGAGUUGAAGAUGAUGAAAUGAAGAACAAAAAGUAUUUGUACAGUUUAAACUGCGUGGAUUGGCACCUGUUACCCCCAGCCACUGAGUCCAUGAUUGCAGAUGUGGCAUUAGCAGCACAAGGCCGAUUCACAGGCGACCCAUCCCAUGAGUACGAGCACACAGAGAUGCGCAUUAAGGGAGAGGGGGACGAUGCCACGGAGGAAGAGGUCACGGUGAAAGUGAAUGAGGCGAGUAGACUGGCAACAGCCGUGUCAAACAUCGAUAAAGAUGCAUCUGUAGUGCCACGUGGUGCAUUUACCAAGAGCCCCAGCGGCAAAGUGCUUACAAACCGAAGCUUUGGAGGUCUAGAUCCCAUUGAAGCUGCAAAACUGCGCAACUAUCUGCACUUCCGUGAGCCAGUUAACCUGAAAAAGAAGUCCAUCCUGGAAAUGUCACACCUAAACCCUGCUAUUGACUUCCUAGAUCCUUUGAGCGAGGACAUUCCUAAAGGGUCAUGGAGCCUCCAGCUUGAGCGGGGUGGGACUAUGUGUGUAUUACGCAGUUUGCUCUGGCUGGGUCUCACCUUCUUCCACAUUCCCCAGACCCCUCAGCAUGGGUACAUCUACAUGGGAGACGGACUGAUGAACCUUGACCUGCCCUUCAUGUUAUAGCAGCCAAAAGGAUUUUUUAUGAAGACGGCAAAAGCUUCAAUCUUGCUCUAAGCGUGAAUGUGUAAUCAACUCUGUGAUUUACUUGCACUGUAAUUUUCUUUAUUUAAUUGAAGGAAAACAUAAACAUGUCAGCAUGUUUGGAAAGUUGAAGUUGCAUUGGUGUUUCAACCUUUCAGGCAGUCACAAACGUUUACCUUGGUUUUUCUUCGUUG
This is a messenger RNA of Carassius gibelio (silver crucian carp), 1230 nucleotides long. It is a transcript of the gene rsph9, whose product is annotated as radial spoke head component 9. NCBI's taxonomy places the organism in Eukaryota, Metazoa, Chordata, Actinopteri, Cypriniformes, Cyprinidae. Gene Ontology annotation, biological process: motile cilium assembly; axoneme assembly; cilium movement involved in cell motility. The record is from RefSeq and is a predicted model, not a curated record. Gene Ontology annotation, cellular component: axoneme. The transcript is spliced from 5 exons. Bases 185 to 1018 code for a protein of 277 amino acids.